Molecule: messenger RNA, 1329 nt
Organism: Penicillium canescens
Lineage: Eukaryota; Fungi; Ascomycota; Eurotiomycetes; Eurotiales; Aspergillaceae
Product: CaiB/BaiF CoA transferase family protein
Exons: 6
Coding region: 1-1329 (442 amino acids)
Molecular function (GO): catalytic activity
Source: RefSeq, a predicted model, not a curated record
AUGCCGAAAAAGCACCCAAUUAAGGCUGCUGUGCAGGCCAUGAGAUACCGUAAUGGCCAAUCUUCUCCAUGGUGUCGACGUCAGCUUCGUUGGAAUCACUCUGCUGUGCAUUCAAGCGGACCGUUGUCAGGAGUCCGGAUUUUGGAUCUAACGCGUGUUCUCGCUGGACCAUUCUGUACACAAAUACUCGCUGAUUAUGGUGCAAAAGUUCUCAAGGUGGAGAAUCCAAAAGGAGGUGAUGAUACUCGAUUAUGGCGAACCGUAGCAGAGAAAGACAUCUGGAAUGCUACAGACAAAGAUAUCUCUGCGUACUUUUGUACGAUCAACAGAAACAAGCAGUCCAUUACUUUAAAUCUGAAAGAGGAAAAAGGGAGAGAGAUCCUUUUUCGCCUUGUCGAAAAUUCCGAUGUGGUUGUAGACAAUUUCGUCCCAGGAAAAAUGGAUAGCAUGGGCAUCGGAUACGAAAGGCUACGUCAAAUUAAUCCCUCGAUCAUACACGCAAGCGUCUCUGGGUACGGGCGCAGGGGACCAUAUGCCCAUCGUGCAGGCUACGAUGCUAUUGCUGCAGCUGAAGCAGGCAUGCUUGACAUAACAGGCGAACGCGAUGGUCCACCAACACGACCUGGGCUUGGCCUUACUGACAUGAGCACUGGUCUAUAUCUGCACGGAGCAAUUAUCGCUGCUCUCUAUUCUCGCAAAGACACAGGACAAGGACAGAAGAUUGAUGCGUCUCUAUUUGAGAGCCAAGUGUCCUUACUUUCCAAUGUCGCAAUGUCGUGGCUCAAUGUGGGCGAACGAGCAGCCCGUUGGGGCACAGAGCAUCCAAGUAUUGUUCCAUACCAAGCAUUUGAGACAGAAAAUGGCUACUUGGUACUGGGUGCUACAAAUAACCGACAAUUUCGAGUUCUUUGCCAGUUGAUGGGGGAAUCGGAGCUGGCGACUGACCCACGCUUUGUGGACAAUAGCUCACGGGUUCAAAACAGAUUGGAAUUAAAGGAGAUAUUUGAGCGGAUCCUCCGCAAAAAGACAACUCAAGCAUGGCUGGCUGUCUUAGAGGGAAGUGGGAUGCCCUAUGGCCCUAUCAACACCAUCGAACAGGUCUUCUCGCACCCGCAGACUGCCGCCGGGGAUAUGGUGCAAAGUCUUCCUCAUGAGGCCGCGAUUUCGGGUAAAAUCAAAGUUUUAGGGGUUCCUGUUAAGUUCAGUGAGACAAAGCCCACGAUCCGACAUUCUCCGCCAAGCCUAGGAGAACACACGGAUUCCACUUUGAUAGGCAUGGGAUUCUCACCAAAGGAGGUAGCUGCUCUGCGGGAGCAGGGGAUUGUGUAA